Molecule: messenger RNA, 1254 nt
Organism: Colletotrichum graminicola M1.001
Lineage: Eukaryota; Fungi; Ascomycota; Sordariomycetes; Glomerellales; Glomerellaceae
Product: BAR domain-containing protein
Exons: 4
Coding region: 1-1254 (417 amino acids)
Cellular component (GO): cytoplasm
Molecular function (GO): protein binding
Source: RefSeq, a predicted model, not a curated record
AUGAACUUCACCAAGAAAUUUGACCGCGCCUUUCAAUGGGCCGGUGAGAAGAUGGGUUCCGAGUCCAAAACAGGCCAAACAGACGAGUUCAGGAACCUGGAGAUGGAGAUGCAGUUGCGAUAUGAUGGAAUGGAAAGGCUCCAGAAAUCCACAAACACGUACGUCAAAUGGAUCGCCCGCCGCGGCGAGGCUGCCGACGACAAGGAGAAGGGGCUCCCAAUUGCGUUCGUCGGCCGCAUGAUGAUUUCUCACGGCGAGGAAUUCGAGCCCGACUCCGAGUUCGGUACCUGCCUGCUCUCUCUCGGUCGGACAAACGAACGCCUCGCCGGCAUCCAGGAAAACUAUGCCGCUGAUAUCACCGACAACUGGCUGAUCUCUGUCGAGAGAUCGCUGGCCAUGAUGAAAGAGUACCAGGCCGCACGGAAGAAGCUCGAGUCGCGCCGGUUGGCCUACGAUGCGAGUAUCAGCAAGAUGCAGAAGGCGAAGCGCGAGGAUUUUCGCCUCGAAGAGGAACUCCGCACCGCCCGCGCCAAGUACGAGGAGGCUGGCGAGGAUGUCAUGCGCCGCAUGCAAGACAUCAAGGACGCCGAGGCCGACAACGUUCGCGACUUGACCGGUCUCCUCGACGCCGAAUUGAGCUACCACGAGCGCUGCGCCGAAGAGCUGCGCCGUCUGCGCCAGAACUGGGCCGGAAACAACGUAUCUUCAUCGCCGAUCGACCGGCGCAACACCAACGGCCGCGGAAGGUCCAACACAACCCGGUCCUUCAACGAUUACUCGGCCCGCGGCAAUCCUGUCGAGGAAGAGCCCGAGCCGAUGCCCGUCCGCAUGCCAAUCCGCUCCAACCGAUCCGAGGCCAAGUUCGGCGCUUCGGCAGACACGACCCCGAGGCCGUCCAUUGCUAGGUCCCAGACGUUCCAGGGCCCAGCUGCUGUCGAUCGCCGACCUUCUGCCGCCACGCCCCCAGUGCCUAGCGCUUCCCACAUUGGGUCUCUCCGCGGAAAUCUGAGACCAACAGGCAGACCACUGGCGGCCGACGUCUUUGCCGACCGCGAUGAUGACCACAUGACGGGGAGCGGCAGUGGCAGCCCGGAAUGGAACGACCGCUGCGCAAGCCCGGCAACCAGUAUGGGGAGCAGCUUGAAUAGAAGCACAAGCAAUCUCCAGUCCAAGAAGGCGCCGCCACCUCCUCCUCCGAGCCGAGCCAAGAAGCCGGCGCCCCCGAUCCCUGCCAAGCGGGAGGUUGGAUACUAG